AUGCUCUCUCGCGAGUUAAUCGCCUUCUGGAACCCUCCGCGACCCCCACCCGUUGCGAGUUGGGGAGCUGUGCUCCUAGCGGCGUUCCUCUUGCUGCUAGACUCGCCGGCAGAUGGCAGGAGACACCCUGUCGGGUGUGACAAGAUGCUGGGCUCGGACGCUGUGGAGGACAAGUGUCGGGUGUGUCGGGGUGACGGUACCAGCUGCAGCACAGUCAAGGGCAUCUUCAACUUAGAUAACUUACAAUUUGGUUACAACGACAUCCUGCUGAUUCCAUCGGGAGCAACGAACAUCAGAAUUGAAGAGAAAUUCCCCACAAACAACUAUCUUGCCGUUCGCAACCAGACUGGCUACUACUACCUCAACGGCAACUGGCGCAUCGAGUUCCCCCGGAGCAUCCGCUUUGCUGGCACUGUGUUCCAUUACAAGCGGCGCAAACACGGUGCCAAUGCUGCCAAGAGCUUGGUCGCCCUUGGGCCAACGCUUGAGACCAUCUUCAUUGUGCUUCUGUACCAGGAGAAAAACCUGGGCAUCACGUAUGAGUACUCAGUGCCUCACGGUGACAGUCAGCGGCAGCCGGACAUGUACAACUGGAAUUCGGGCGACUUCGGAGAAUGUUCAGAGACCUGCGGGGGAGGUGCUCAGACACGCCUCGUCUACUGUACGAGCGCAAUCACAUUUGAGAAGAUUUCUGACGACCUCUGCAACCCGACAGUCAAGCCCCAAGCCACCAGGGUCUGCAACCCAGAACCGUGCCCUGCAACGUGGUAUGUUGGGGAGUGGGAAGACUGUUCCAAGUCUUGCGGCAAUGGCACGCAGGAGCGACUGGUGGUCUGCCAGCGGCACACCGAGGUUGGCAGUUUGCUGACUGUUGACUCGGAUUGCAAAUCCUCCGGGCCCAGGCCAGAACGGCUGCAGGAUUGCAGCUCCUAUGCAGAGUGUGCCUCCUGGAAAGCGGGCAACUGGACGGAGUGUGACCGUCUGUGUGGAGAAGGCACUCAGAUCAGAGAAGUUGUGUGCAUCAAUUCUCUCGGUGCUGAGACUGUGGAGGUCCUGGAUGACUCUGGUUGUGACGAAUCGACAAAACCGCCCUCCAACCAAACCUGUGAGCUGCGACCCUGUGAUGGCACAGAAUGGGUCACUUCAGCGUGGUCUGGCGUGAGUCGCCACUUGCUCCGCCUCUCCACCACCAUGCCCCAAGAAGAUCCACCAGGAGCCUCCAGCGUCACCGUCUCUGCCCCACCAGCCGUUCCUUCAUGGACCAUCAGCACGCGGCAGCGCAAUCCCACCAUGUUUGCUGGCCUUCGUACUGACGACGUUGACGACUGCCUGGACAAUAAUGACCGUUGUGAAGUUCCGCGCUCGUCGCGCAUCGCGACCCGGCAGGUGCUCUGCACCAACGAGGAGGGAAUACUGUUCCCUGACGUGUACUGCGAUGACGAGAAGCGGCCGAACACGACCAAACCAUGUGACGAGGACGACAGCGCCCUGGACGAGCAGUACCAGUACAUGUGGUACUACACCCAGUGGAGCCCCUGUUCCACGGAGUGCGGGUAUGGCAUGCAGACCCGCAAGGUGUUCUGUGGCAUCUUUAUCGACGGGAGCAUCAUCGAUGUGACGGAUGACAAUUGCAACCCAGCAGAACAACUUAACUCAACUCGGGAGUGUACUGUGGAGGCUGUCUGUAAUGACACUUGGGUCGCUGCUCCCUGGAAUCAGUGUUCAACGCCCUGCGGUGGUGGUCAGCGCACAAGAACUAUCAUUUGCCAUGUCAAUGGUAAACCAGCUGCACCUAAGAAUUGCGAUGUCAGCAAGAAGCCCUUUGACACUGAGUCAUGCAACAUGAAAGCUUGCGACGAAGAUGAAGUGAACCUCCAGGGAGGCUGCAAGGAUUCUAAGCAUGGCUGCUGCCCUGACGGCAUGACGCCUGCUGGUCCCAGCUUCACGGGAUGCCCCGAGGUUACUCCUGUCGAAGGUGGCUGCAAGGCUACAGAGUUUGGUUGCUGCUUGGACGGUGUGACCGCGGCAUUUGGGCCAUUUAGGAAGGGAUGUCAACAGCUGUCACUCUGCAACGGUACGGAGUUUGGCUGCUGCCACGAUGGCAAGACACCAGCUGAGGGCCCCAACAACGAGGGCUGUCUCAUGGUCUCAACUGACGCAGCCCUUUUUGUCAACUGCAGCACAGCUGAGUGGGGCUGCUGUCCAAAUGGCAUCACGGCCGCCAAAGAUGUGAACAAAACCAAUUGCAUCGAAGUCAUGACAACCAAGUUCAUCCCGUGCGCCGACUCUCAGUUUGGCUGCUGUCCCAACAACAUGACUGCAGCGGAUGGUCCCGGCAGACUCACUUGCGUCAAGGGCUCGCGCACGGAAGAACCCUGUCAUGGAACGACGCACCGAUGCUGUCCGGAUGAUGGCAUGACUGCGGCCGCAGGUCCGGACGGGCUUGGUUGUGAGGACGAAGUCGAAGGGAGUGGGACUGAAGCAACCGACUGUGAGAACACGUUGUUUGGCUGCUGCCCAGAUGGCAGGACACCUGCAAGUGGUGCAGGAUUCGAAGGGUGCAGCGACUGCAGCAACACCACCUUUGGUUGCGGCCCCGAUGGCGUGAGCACUGCGACGGGUGAGGCCUUUGAAGGCUGUGCGGAAGGCUGUGAGGCCACCAAGUAUGGCUGUUGCCAAGACAAAAUCUCACCAGCUGAGGGACAUGACUUUGAAGGGUGCGAGAACUGCACGGAGUCUCUGUACGGGUGCUGCGAGGACAAUGUGACCUUUGCUCUGGGGCCUGACGGCGAAGGUUGCUGCGUGGUGACUGAGUUUGGCUGCUGCCAUGACAAUGUCACCGCGGCGACAGCUGACGGGUGCAUCUGCAACAUGACAGCACAUGGAUGUUGUCCUGACAACGUUGCUGUUGCAUUGGUUCCCAACUUCGAGGGAUGCACUUGUGAGCACCGUGUUUUUGGUUGCUGUCCUGACAAGAAGUCGCCUGCUGAAGGUCCUGACUUUGAGGGGUGUGUCAUCUGCACCAACACGACCUUUGGAUGCUGUCCUGAUGACGUCACUGCAGCACUGGGACCCAACUUUGAAGGCUGUGAAGGGUACGAGACCAACUGCACAAACACCACAUUCGGCUGCUGUCCCGAUGGACUGGCUCCAGCUUGGGGCAUUGGCUUCGAGGGGUGUGACAACUGCAGCGAGUCACUCUACGGAUGCUGCGCAGACAACACUUCAUUUGCCCUCGGCCCAGACGGCGAGGGCUGUUGCUUGCACACCGAAUUUGGCUGCUGUCUCGACAACAAGACGGAAGCCCAGGGACCCGACCGGGCAGGCUGCAGCUGCCAUACGAAGCCACACGGCUGCUGCCCUGAUGGGAUCGCCACUGCUAGCGGCCCCAGGUACUAUGGAUGCACAUGUCACAACUAUCCAUUUGGCUGUUGCCAAGACAAGCACACACCAGCUGGCGGUCCCAACUUUGAAGGGUGCAUCUGCUCUCGUCUGCUGUACCGUUGUUGCCCCGACGAUGUCACUCCCGCUGAGGGUCCUGACAUGGCAGGCUGUCCGUGCCAGAUCACAGAGUUUGGUUGCUGCCUUGACGAACGCACUCCUGCCCGCGGACCCAACCUGGCCGGCUGUGGCUGCGACACCAUGCCUUACGGCUGCUGCUCUGACCAAGUUUCUUGCUUGCAGGGCAGCUUCGGCCCUCUUCCUGUGGUCGGUACUCAGCGAACACCGGCCCGCGGACCUGGCUUUGGUGGCUGUCCAUGCACAGCGAUGCCAUAUGGCUGCUGCCCCGACCAACACACUGCUGCCACAGGACCAGAUGGCAGAGGCUGCGAGUGCGAGAAGCUGCUCUAUGGCUGCUGCCCCAAUGGUCGCACACCGGCCACAGGCCCCAGCCUGGCUGGCUGUACAUGCCACCACUACCCUUACGGGUGCUGCCCUGACGGACAAACUCCUUUUCGAGGUCCUGAAUACGAUGGCUGCACCUGUGCCAUGACUGCCUACGGCUGCUGCCCCGACGGGGUCGCUGCUGCCAGGGGGCGCAAUUUUGAAGGCUGCCAAGAUAGAACGCCCGUGUCUACCCGCAACGUCAGCGCGAGUGUGUGUGGCCUACGCGAAGAGAGCGGCCCCUGUCACAACUAUACGGUCUACUGGUUCUUCAACGUCACCGAUGGUCGAUGCAACCGCUUCUGGUACGGUGGUUGUGAGGGCAAUGGAAACCGUUUCAACUCGGAGGAAGAGUGCAAGAACACCUGCGUCAAACCUGAAGGACCUGUCAUUGAGGGAAGAUCUCUGAAUCUUAUCGCGGAUGCCUGCCUGCUUCCAAUGGUGAUCGGUACAUGCGACGGCCAGUACCAGCAUUGGCACUUCGACGCGACCACUCGCUCCUGCGAGUCGUUCAUGUACGGAGGUUGCCUCGGAAACAACAACCGCUUUGCCAGCGAAGACCUGUGCGAGCAGACCUGCCUGCACCAGGAGCAGCUUGGAAAGUCUUUGCCCAAGCUGCAAGAGCCGUGUGAGCAGUCGGCAGCACCUGGACCAUGCAGGGGCUCGUACAAGCGGUUCUACUACGACCGGCAGGACAACCAGUGCAAGCGGUUCACGUAUGGUGGUUGCCAGGGGAACGCAAACAACUUUGCCACAGAAGAGGAGUGCUCAGAACGAUGCGUCAGGCUUAGCGGACAGGGUAGCAACAUCUGCUUGCUGCCACAAGAGGCCGGAAACUGCACUGAGUUCCGGGAGCGGUGGUUCUACAAUGCCCAGGAAGGUCGCUGCCACCGCUUCUACUACGGAGGCUGCGACGGAAAUGAGAACAACUUUGCGUCACACCUGGAGUGUGAACAGGCGUGCGGGCAGCCUGCUCCAACUAAGGAACCUAAGGAAGCGUUCCGACAGGGUAAGGGUGUUAUGUGUGGGAGCACUCAGACUAUGAAAAUAAGAGGUCGAAAUGUAGAAAAGACAGUAGUCCUCCACUGGGUGCGUGUGAUCUUGGGAGGUCAUAUCCUGCCACCUGAGUUCUGCUUCAUGCCGACUGAGGCAGGCCCCUGCACCAAGAUGGAGGUGCGCUGGUUCUAUGACAAGCUGCAUGGCGUGUGCCGCGAGUUCCACUAUGGUGGCUGCCUUGGCAAUGGGAACCGCUUCAGGUCCGGUAGAGACUGCGAGGACCGCUGCUUCAGUUCUCAAGACCUGUGCUUGUUGCCGAGAGUGCAAGGCCCGUGCAGUGGCACGUUCACCCAGUGGUUCUACGAUCCCGAGACGGACCGGUGCCAUGAGUUCACGUACGGUGGUUGCCAGGGCAAUGCCAACCGCUUCAACGACCGUGAAGCCUGCGAGAAUCAGUGCCGCAAGGGGGUGCCAGUGCCUACAGAGCCACCCAUUGAGCGCCCCACGCCCCUUGAGGUCGUGACAGUCGACGUGGUGAUAGCUACCAGCGAGAACCGUGUGGGGGCACCUCUGCAGCUUGACUGCUACGUGACCGGCGCUCCCGAGCCACGUGUUUCGUGGCUGCACGACGGCAAGCAAGUCGAAACAGACAGUCAUCAUGUUCUCGUGGAGAACCACACGCUGUUGAUUCCAUCGGCGGCGAUGUCAGAUGGGGGUGAAUACUCCUGUCAGGCGGACAAUGGCCACAGCAAUGCAUCGGUCUCGGUUCACAUCAUCAUGGACGAUAUCUAUGUUCCGGAGUCGUGCACUGACAACCUCCGCCUUGCCAACUGCACCCUCAUUGUGCGUGCUCGUUACUGCACGCACAAGCACUACUCAAGGUUCUGUUGCCGUUCAUGCAUGCUUGCUGGCCAAAUUCAUGCUGAUGGCAAUGAGUAAACCAACGGCAAUUGUAAUCGAUACGGCAAUGGUAGUGCAAACGGCUUCAGCAAGGGUAAUGGCUUCGGCAAUGGCUACAUCAGCGGAUACAGCAACUGAAAUGGUGAUACCAAUGGGCAGAGGAAUUUCACUGGAAACGGGAAUGGAAAUGUCUAGGCUAAUGAAUUUGCCUAAGCAAAUGUUGUCGAUUCUGCAACUCAGGGUUGUUAUAUUGCUCUCCCAGUCUUUUCCUAUUCGAUUUUCAGUGGUCUAAACUCUCUUCAGAGUUUCCAAUGACUCUUUCCUUCUUUACACAUAUUCUGGUGAUUGUGGCACUUAGUGCAUGUGUCUUAUCAUAGAAGUGGGUGCUUAUACUAAUGCAUCAUCUUGUUUUUAACAAGAUUUUUCCUUCUGGACUCAAUUGAGAGCGUAGUGUUAACACAUUUGCCAGGACUGAAUGCAAACAUCUUUGGUUGAGACUUGUCAAAGUGCCAUGUGAAAGAAAUGCAAAAUUCUCAGCCUUAGGAACAGCACCAGGUUGAUAAUCAAGACCGAUUGCGGAAGAUGCAACAUCCUCAGCCUCAGGAACAAGAUCACAUCGAUCUAAUCAGCGCUUAUUUCUUAAAAUCACUUACAAGCUUUACACUGAUGUGUUAGCAAUUUAUUUCAUCAUGUUGUGUAAUUAAUUAUUCCCUAAGUGGGGCACAGUUCCACAGGCUGUUGUGUUCAUUUGUACUACUUUGAGAAAUGCAUUGGCCUGGCGAUAAGCUGAUGUCAGCUUAGUGCGAUGGCAUUUGCAUAGUGCAAGCAUUUUCCCAAUUACCUGGUUGCUCACCUUGUUUUCACCAUUUUCCUACAUGUAUUCCUUUAACACUGCUUUACCUUGCAGAAGUCAUAUGGCGUUGUGUGCAAUAUGUCAAUCCUCAGAAACAAAAAACAAAAGCCAUUGUCAUGCAAUAAUUAGUUAAGUCAAAGAAUGGCACAUCAUUACUUGCGGCAUGUGCACUUUCAAGAAAAGAGUUACUGCUGAAGCACCAAUGAAGAACUGAGGGCCUGCAAGAAAUAAAUGCUACCUAUUUUGUGCUCCUUUGUUUAUCAUAUACAUACAUGAAUUGUGAUUAAUACGCAAAUUCCUUUAGCGACAAGAGCUGUUACUUAAUUCGAGCUUGUGGCCUACUUGUCAUUAUAAACGUGCCUAUACAGCCAUUUGUGCCAUUUCUAAAGGGUGCUCGUUACUUGUGACAGAGUUCCUACACAUAUUGUGCUUUGAUAUUGCCAAACAAAUUUCAUUAUGUAAUAAGCAGCAAUAGGGCUUUAUGAAGGCUGUUUACAAAAGUCUACUGAUAAGACUUGCGUUUUAAGCAUAGAAAUCAUGUCUUGGCUCGUGCAGCAAGAACUUCAGCACAGAUACCGAUGGUCACCUUAUUUAUAGUCAGUGUUGUAUUACGCCUACAAAUUAUGCUCCCCACAUGGUGUGUUCCACUUGCUGUGCUCGUUUCGCAAAACACUGGUUUUUAAGCCCAGUGGCCACGGACAACAGGCAUGUGCCGGUAAUCUUACUCACAUACUGCCAAACCGUCAUUGCAUGUCUCGUUUUUUUUGGCGUGGUUUUGUCGGAGUGAGUUCCGCUGGGCGAUCUGGAAGAGUUGCGUGAAUCUGUAAAGUGAGUGUGCGGGCUUGCAUCUCGACAUGCCAGACACUCAGCAUGCCAGAAAUGCUCCAUACCAGAUCAAAGCGUAGGUCAUUGGUUACAUUGCAACAACCUAUGGUGAUGGAACCUCUGUGACCGUCCUUUGUUUUAAUUUGACUAUACCGCUGUCACCUGCUUUAUUGAAAGGCUCAUUGAAUAAUCGUCGACAUAGCUUGAGCCUCGAAAGCAGGAAGUGCUGCUGCAGUGUGAAAAAGCAGUACAUAUCUUGCACAACUGCUUACAUAUAGUGCUAAAAUGAAGCAAACUGAUCCUCUCAGCUGGUGGAAGUAACAUGGCAUUCCUUUGACGUUUCGGCCAAGUCUGUGCCUCAAUGAUAAAGGAAAGAAGCGAUCGGCUGUGGAAGAGUAAUUCAAUUAGAGAAUAGCAGUAGUGAACAUGAACUCAUUCUGAGCACAGUCAUAAAAAAAGCAAAUCGUGUGCCACAGAAUCCCCCAUGGGCUCUGGUCGUGCAAGAGAUAUAAUGGUAUAUAACUUAAAAGAAAACCUCAGACCAGAGAUUGUCAGAGGCUCAGACCGAGGGCGCAGACAUCAUCAGACUUAAUGACUAAAUGGGAUUCAGCUAAGGAAACAUACGUCCUUGAAGUAUACAGAGUUGGGUAUUCAACGAACAUUCAGCAUGGAAUGUACAAUGGAAUUCCGGAAAGCUUUAUUUAUAAGUUUUCAUUUAUUUAUCGUCACUCUUCUUCCAAAAUUUCUGUCUGUUUGUCCAUAUGACUACAAAGACAAUGUCUCAUCUAGGGGGCACAGAUCUUCCUCCAGCCGUUCCACAGUCCUUUAGUCGAUGCACCCAACAUGAUCCCGAGGUUGAAAAAAUCGAUACACAUUCUGAGAAAGACUUACUGAAAUAAAAUGUAGCAAGAAAAAAAAAACCCGUAGCUCAGCGCGAACAGCGCAUAGAAUGCUCAGACGACGACAGCGGCCACCUUGACACUUUCGCGAAAUACUUCACAUUCACAAGUACACAUUUCCCUUGCCUCUACUAGAGCAGUGCGCUACUGGACAACAUUCUUCAAGCUGAACUACCUGUCAAAAGAACGUAGUUCAAAUGACGCGUCCCAACAAAAGAUUUUUGCUCAACAGGUAUGUCGCUGUUUGCCCAACCUUGUUUAUGCGAUUCGCGGAUACAUUCUAUGUAUUUUCUACGUACUGCCUUCCUUACUUAAUGCCUCAGUUUGAUGCCUUUAAUGUAUUUUUAAAUGAAAAAUUAAAUAAAAAUGUAUUUUCCAUUUCUCGCCCUCCUCCA
This is a messenger RNA of Dermacentor andersoni, 8753 nucleotides long. The record is from RefSeq and is a predicted model, not a curated record. Lineage: Eukaryota; Metazoa; Arthropoda; Arachnida; Ixodida; Ixodidae.